AUGAUAUUAGACUUUCUACGUAGUCUGCAGAACCUGAUCGUAGCGAUAAUAUCAUGGCUACGCAAUCCGUCAAUACGACUCUUACCAUCACCGACAGACGACGCACCGUCGUCAUCCGCAGGGCCAGAACGUAACGUACCUGACACGAGACCAGUCUCUGUUUCGAGGGUAACAAUGACAGAGAUCGUGACCCCGACACACGCUGAUACUCGAGGAUUUAUAUAUGGCGGAGAAGUAAUCGGCUGGAUAGACCUUGCGGCAGGAAUCGCGGCCAAGAAACACGCCGUUUAUCCGUGUGUAACAAGAAGUGUAGAUGCAGUACACUUUAUGCAUCCGAUAAAAGUAGGAGAUUUUCUCGUCAUACAGGCAAGCGUGAAUAGGGCAUGGAACACAUCUAUGGAGGUCGGAGUACGCGUCGAGACUGAGAAUCCUUUAACGGGGAAAAGAAAAUAUUGCUGUCAUGCCCGUGCUACACCCUCAUCUCUCUCGGUCACUCUGCCCCGCUACCGCACCGAAGCCGUCAGUGUUCCCAAAAUAAAUACCACCACUGCCAUCGAAGUCCAGCGACAUGCAAAAGCAGAAGAACGACGUCAGGCUCGUAUAUCGUCUUCUAAAAUAACUGACGCGCGUGGACGAAGGGAACAAACGAAAUUAGCGGAAUUGAGGGAAUUGAUGCGAGAAUGGUCAAAAACUACAAACGUGGAAAGUAUGAGUUCUGCUGAAGUGCCGCCGUUAAUUCCGGAAGAGAUGAUUGAAGACAAUUCCUCUGAAACAAAUGCGAGUGAAGAUGCGAGUGAAGAAAAUGAAGAGAAAAAAGACCCGGCUCGGCUCUUCUUGAGAAGAAAAAGUACGUUCUCUGGAAGUUUGCCUGAACAACCUAAAGAGAAGCUUAUGAGGGAGAGUUUUGCGGAAGUUGUUGAAACUGUUUUGCCACAGCACGCUAACACCUUGCAGAUUACAUUUGGUGGUCAAAUAAUGAAAUGGAUGGAACAAUGUAGUCUUAUCAGCGCAACGCGACAUGCGCGGCGGUUUCUCCUUCUCGCAAGUAUCGAUUCUCUUCAAUUCCUUCGACCAGCAUACGUAGGGGAUUGUGUUACAGUGAGAUCAAUCGUCUCUUGCACAUUCCAUUCUAGUCUUGAAGUGUAUGUUACUGUUGAGGCCGAGAACUUGUUCACUGGCGAGCGAUAUUUUACGAAUGAUGGGUUUGUUACUAUGGUUGCUGUCGACUUUACGAAUAAUCCAACACCAGUACCCAGAGCAAUUCCUCAGCAAGCGGAAGAAUUUGCCAUCCGCGAGAAUGCCGAGGAGCGACGACGAAGGCGGCUUCGGCAACGUAGAGAACUGGUUCAAAAGGAAUUGUCAACCAGUCCCGAUGAAUUUAUCAAGUUUACGGAGCAAUGA
This is a messenger RNA of Paraglomus brasilianum, 1401 nucleotides long. NCBI's taxonomy places the organism in Eukaryota, Fungi, Glomeromycota, Glomeromycetes, Paraglomerales, Paraglomeraceae. The record is from the annotation of a GenBank genome assembly.